GCAAUUGGGUGGGAAGAUACAUGUAUGGCUUACCUGUCAUCGGGUGGGCUAAUACUUGCCUCCGUGUCCUUUAUAAAAUCAUGAAUUUACGUCAUGUAAUUAGUAACAUUUGGUAAUUUUAUUAAAGGACAUGGAGGCUCAUAUUAGGCUAGUUUAAAGCUGUGAGAUGACCAUAGACAAGAUAUGUUCUGUUGGCCGAAAAUAGUAUUCUUUAAACGUCGAUUCUCAGGACCAAUCAGCUGUGCGGAGAAGGUCCUCCAGUUUACAACCAAUUGAGAAUGCUUUAGAGGCCAUAGCGCCUCUAGUAGAAUGUGCUCCAUAAACUGAUGUGUUGAUGCCAGCAGCUGACAUUAUCCAUUUCACCCAGCAUGCCAGAGUUACCGUGGAUACUGGGUGAUGAGGUUUCCUCAACCGCCAAGAAUAGGUUGUGUGUUGUAGGGUUCCGAACUGGCAGAGGUUAGUGUUGUGAGGAAAUGAUGGGUAGAAGACUGACGUGAUUUUUGACUUCGUACGUCUGGUGAUAUUAAACAGGACACCAUGUGGGGUGAAGGACCGUGCAUCGCUAUCCAGGGCUCGAACUUCUGAAACCCUUUUGCAGGAAAUUAAGCACAAGAGCAUAGCCAAUUUUGUGGACACUUGCUUGAGUGUGAGAUCCGAGUUUGGAGGCCAGUCUUCCAGUAAGCGAAGGACCUUAUUAACAUCCCAUAAGGCUGUAUAUCGGGGUUGUGGUGGCCGCACAAAUUUUAUGCCUUGUAAAAGGCGACAAACCAAUAAAUGCUUCCCAGCUGGGAAACCCUCCCAUCCAAUGUGGCCGGCUGAGAUCACCUAUCUGUACACAUUUAUGGUGCGGUAGGCCAAACCUUGGUUAUACAGGGUAGUAAGGAAAACCAGGACGUGAUUUACAGGAGCAGGUAGGGGAUCCACGUGUUGUUCCACGCACCAACUACACCAUGUGUUCAAGGCAUGAGUGUAGGAUCGUCUUGUUCCUGGGGCCCAAGCUCCCGCCAGUAAGUCCAAAUUUGUUCGUGGAGCGUUCGGCAGGGACCAGGGUCCCCAGAGAGAAAUCACGCUAGAAGUCUGAGGUGGCCUUGUAUCAGAAGUGGGUGAGAGUUCCCAUCGGGGUAUGAUAAUAGGUCCGUGGUUCCUGGGAUCAGUCUGGGAAGGUCAAUAGACAUUUCCAUGAGUGAAGGGAACCAAGGUUGUGUCAUCCAGAACGGUGUUAUUAAAACUAGCGAUGUUCGGGAGCGUUGUGGGUGUAAGAGAGUUUGUGCUAUGAGUGAGAAGGAAGGGAAGGCAUAGAGACGGUCGUUUGGCCAGUUUUGUAGGAAGGUGUCCACUGCCAAGGCGCCUGGGUCCGGUCUCCAGCUGAAGAACGAAGGAAGUUGAGCAUUCAGCCGGGAGGCAGAGAGGUAGAUGUGCAUCGGGCCCCAGAGUUGUUGGAGUUUUUGAAUAUCAAGUGAUUCAAUCGCCAAGCACUGUUGUCUCGUAAAUGCCUGGAGUUCCAAUCUGCUACCGUGUUGGAGAGUCCUGGAAGGUAUUCAGCCUGUACUGAUAUGUUGCGGCUCAGACAGAAAUGCCAAAAUUUGUUCGCCAGGUUCGUGAGUAUUGUCGAUCUCAUGCCACCCAAGUGAUUGAUGUAACGAACGGCCGAGAUAUUGUCCAUGCACAACAGUAUGGAACAAUUGAUCAUUUGUCCGAGGAGGCUCCGGAGAGUGAAUGACCCCGCUAGGAGUUCCAAAUCAUUGAUGUGGAAUUCCUUUUCUUGUGAGGACCAUUUUCCCCCUGUAGAGGUGGGACCACAAUGAGCGCCCCAUCUGAGUCUGCUCGCAUCAGAUUCUAUGAUGAGAUCCGGGGUAGUUCCGAAUAUCGCUUUGCCGUUCCAUGCUUCCAUAUGUUGAAGCCACCAUGCUAAUUCCUCUUUUGCUGCGCAGUCUAGAGGCACAGAAUCUAAGUAAGAUUGACCCAAGCGUAGAUGGGUGGCUUUGAGCUGUUGCAGGGAUCUGUAAUGGAGAGGUCCCAGGAAAAUCGCUUGUAUGGAAGCAGACCAAUUAUCCUGGCCAGUUGUCCUUUUUGAUGAGUUUUACCUUUGUGGUAGGUAGACUGAGUGUUCUGUGAAUUGCGUCUAUAUCGAAACCUAGAAAUUUUAUCGAUUUUGAAGGUUGCAUGAUUGACUUGUCCCAGUUGAUUAGGAAACCCAGGUUUUGCAGAAGAGUCAAUGUCCAAGAUAGAUGUUGGUUCAAUAGAUUGGUGUCGUGGGCCAUGAUCAGCAUGUCGUCGAGGUAUAUGAUCAUACGUACACCUCUGCUGCGGAGAAGGGCGGCUACCGGUUUCAGCAGUUUGGUGAAGCACCACAGGGCUGAGGACAGGCCAAAGGAGAGGCAUCUGAACCACCACAUAGUCUUUUCCCAUUGGAAUUGAAGUAAGUGGUGACAUUCUUUGGCGAUCAGUAUCGUGAGAUUUGCAUCUUGGAGGUCCAUUUUCACCAUCCAGUCUCCCAGUCUUAGGAGGUCCCAGAGGCAGUGUAUCCCUUCCAUCUUGAAGUGAUGGUAUGUGACAAAGGCGUUGAGAGGUCGCAGGUUUAUUACUGGCCUCAUGCCUCCACCGUUCUUGGGCACUAAGAAGAUGUUGCUUAGGAAACCAGGGGCGGUAGUGGGGACUUUGUAGAUCGCACCUUACUCUUUUAGUGUGCGAACCUCUUCUGAUACUAGGUUUUUGUCUCGUGGGGAAAAGACAAUCCGAUGUGGCACUGAGAAUUGGAUCGGGUGAUGUGAGAAUUCAAUGCGGUAAUCUAGAACGGUCUCUAGGACCCAGGCAUCUGAGGUUAGUUUGUGCCAGGCAUCGUGGAAAUGAAACAGUCUGCCCCCCACCUGUGAUAAGGAACGGGUGUGUAAAGAAAAAUGACUCACCAUAAGGUCAACGGCCAUGGGAGGAUCCCCUGGUUCCACGUGGGUGCCACGACCUGCCCCUGGUUGGGAAAAAUGGUGACUGUGUUCUGGGUUCGGGAGGAUGGAACCGUGCUAUGGCGGAGUCUCUGUAGUCCCGGUACGAAGUCCGGAAGGGGCGGCCGGACAGACAGCCCCGCUGUCUGCCGGCCCCACGAAAAACCUUUUGCGAGAACACACGCUUCAUAUUAUGUUGUGCCUUGUCUAGUGCCGUGAAAGUGCUGACAUAAUUACCCAGGGUUUUGACAAAGUCGUCUCUGAAUAGCAGACCUUUUGCCUGUGUGCCAGGCUCUGAAAUUGCCAGAUGUAUCAGUUUUGGCUCGAUUUUCAUUAAUAUGGCUUUACGCCAUUCUGUAGCCAAAGCAGUAUUGGCGUUUCCAAAUGGGCAAAUGCCUCUUUGGAUCCACCCCCUGAUGGCCAGUAAGUCAAUUGGGGUCCCCUCAGUAAGAGCCGUUUCGACCAUGUCGAAAAUUUUGGCUAUAGGCCCGAGUAUGUCCAGGACCUUGUCCUGGCAGUGUUUGAGAGAGUAGUCUAGACCCUUUUUGGCCUUCCAUCCCGACUUGCCCAAGAACCGAGCGAUCUUAGGGUCCACCUCAGGGGUCACGCAGCCCAUGUCUGGGACCAUGGGACGUGGGCAUUCCGCCCUCAGUUUACUCCUUGUGGUCUUAUCAAGGGGUUUUCUCACCCUGGUUGCUAUAUAGAUGGCCACAUGAGUUGUGAGGUACCAUUCCGCCGAGCGUGGAUUGUCCAAAGUGUCAGGUUCGAAGAGGGGUUCCCCUUGGGGUUCUAAAACAGCGCAUUCAUCUGCCUCCUGUUCAGGGUCUAUCACUGGGUGUGCAGUCUCGCUGCGUUCAGGGGACGAGUUGUCUGAAUAAAUUGGGUCAAUUGCCUCGGACCCAUCUGAAGCCUCCUCUGAGUCCGAAUCAGAGUCGUACGAAUCAGGUAGGGCUUUUGCCCGCUUCCAAUUCCGCACCGCUUUUGCCCGGCGGGGGGCUCUUUUACGUGGGAGCACCACGUCCUCAGUUUCAACUGGGCACAACCUGUCCGUCACACUGGUUUUGUAGGCGACACCUGUUAGAUGGUGUGAUUUGCACAUAGCCUUGUGGCCGCUAGGGACCCUUGGCUUGCUAUCAGCGGGUAUAGGGGGUGCUGAACUGGGGGUUCUGCCGGAUGCCAUAAUGGCGGAGGAGAUAGUGUGUGACAGGGUGUCUGACAUCCCUCCCAUGGCAUUAAAUAUAGCCUGUGUCACUGACUUGUUCAUUCCUCUGAGUUCACGUGGUCCUGGGAUGCUUCCUCACCACCCCUGCUGUAAUAUGCUUGCUAGGCUUAGCAGAGGCAGAGGGGGCAGAAACCUAUUUGUCAGCCUGGGACUGCAUACUGGCCAGAAUUUAAUACAAAGCUUGAGUUGGGGAAACAGGCACUACUAGUAUGGUGGUUAAUGGGGAAUGGCACAGGGCAACUGACACCCCUUAUAGUGGGUUAUGACCUAGGUAUGGAAAAACAAGUGUAGAAAAAACUCUGCCUGCACAGUAUUAAAUCACUUGAGGGCAAAGGCACACUAUAUGGCACAUGAAACAAGGUAUUGCACAAAUAAUAUGGCAGCUUACCAAGUGUUCCCUCAGGAAUGACUCCUGGUAAGCCGCCCAACACCUCCACUAGCCCAUCAGCUCGCUUGACGAGUGACGCGAGCGACGGGUGAAAAAGGCGACAAAAUCGCCAAUCGCAAGAUGGCCGCCGCCAUGCGCGGGAGUGAACCGCGCAUGCGCUGGCGACUGAGAUAGCGGUUAUUAAUAGCUGCAAUCCGUCGGGUGGUUAGACUGCUCGUUAUGAGCUGCGGAGAUGAGGAGGAGGUGGAGGAGGAUGGAAGGGGGAGGGGAUGGGGAGCUGUGGAAAAAAAACUGGGUUAUAAACAACCGUGCGGCAGUGCAGAGUGGAGGCUUGCCCCAGGGGAGGGGCAAGUACCCUGCACUGAGGAAACAAGAGAAAACAGAAACAAAACACUAGAGCAGUAAAACACAUCAAUAAUAAUUAAUGGAAAAUGAUCUGCAAGGUACAUUAACACUAGGGAAACACCUAAAUACAGCACAAUUUUUUCAGAGCAGAAAAAUAUGAGGUACUUAGCUGAGGCAGCAGCAAAGAAAGAGGGAGUGGCUUAGGUCACAUGAGGGGACAUAGUACAAGGACUGAUCCCAUUGGUUAAUAUAUCUGGAAUGUUAUAUGGUUAACCCUUAAGGGUAUUUGUUUUCUUGUUAUUGCUAUAUUAAAAAUAUCAAUUUCCUUUCUCUGCUGCUGAGGAAUAAAGAAAGAGAUAAAGCGUAAUAUGAGCCUCUGUGUCCUUUAAUAAAAUUAUUGUAUUUUCGUUAUAUUGUAUAGCACUACUGGAAUUUUUGUACUUUUAACGCUAUCAUUUGUCUUUUCUUGCACAUGGAUUUUUGAUGUAACCAGCUGAUGCAAAUACUUAAAAACAUUUUUGAAAAUGAUCAUUCAUUCUUUCAGGAGUUGUAAGGAAUGCAGAGACGCAGCCCAGCUGUCUGCAGAACACGGGCUUUUUGUAAAAAAAAAAAAAGCUUGAAUAUUUAAGAGGAUAGGUAAUACUGUAACCAGAUUAUUUUGAGUCCUGGAGCAAAGUGUAGGAAAUGGAAGAGAACAUCCAAAAAAACUUUUAUGAAGGAACAUAUUGUGGAUUUGGCUGGAGUCAUGGCUUGUAUUUCUGUGGACAAUUUUAAAAUCUGAAGCUGGUAACACACUGGGUUGUGUGUACAAGGUAAUGAGAAGUAUGGGUAUCAGGAAAUGGAGAAAAAAAAUCCAUAAAUCAGGAAUACUAACAGAGCAUCAAACCAAUUGGAAUAAUAAUACCUCACAUUUGGCUAACUGCUACCUCCUGGGCACCACCCAUCAAAACCAGAAUAGUUAUUCUACAUAUCAUUUCACUCAGAGGCAUGUUUAACUGCAAUGAAUGGGCUCUGUACAUUAAAAAGACUGAUGCAAUGUUUAUGCAUUGGAAUGGUAAAGAGGACAUGUGUGCCAGGAGGCUGUUUCACAAAUGCAUAAUUCUAGUUCAAAACACAAAGGUGGUAGCAACGCUGGCUACGGUCUGGCACACCCAGGAUCUCAGCGCAGGACAGGGAUGUUGCUAGAUUCUAGAAGCACCUGGGGCUUAAGCCCAAAGCAAAAGAUGAUGACUCCUAGAAUAACAGUUAUAACAUAUUCCUCCCUUUAUAUGUUAUGUCCCCUCCUGUCCAACUAUGAUCUCAAUGAAAGCAUAGCCACAAACAAGGACAUGCUACACAGUAUUCAAUGUGAUCCCACCCCUGUAUUUAAGUAUUUAGAAAAUUGGGCAGACUAGAUGGGCCGAAUGGUUCUUAUCUGCCGUCACAGUCACAUUCUAUGUUUAGUUGAACUAUCUUCAUAAUUUUUCUGUAUUAGUGUACAUAAUUAACAGAGACACGAUAUCGCCAUAUUCUUAACAGAAAUGCCUGGGGUCUUAGAGUUUUUCUCCUUAUUGACAACAAUUUUUUCAGACUUUAUUUGGGUGGUAAGAUUGGAAAAUUCUUCUUUAUUAGGACAUCCCACAGCUCACUAGUAGAAGUAUUCUAUGGAUGUAUUCUUUAGCCUUCAAUGUGCUGAUCUAUUUUCUAACUCAAUUUUAAUUUUGUCACGUCCUGUUCCUGCUGUGGAUCAUUUCUGGCGAUGGCUUUUGCUAUCCAGUACUCUUUUUACAAUUCUUGUUUAGUUUUUCUUGGUUUUUCUGGUUUUCUAUUCCAUGUCUGGUUUCUUUAUGCUGGGUUUUCUGGAUUCAUUCCUGUAUUCCGUUCCUGGAAUUCCAAGGUCUUGGAUUCCUUUAAAUGUUUGUUUUUUGUUGCUACACCCGUUCCUUUGCCAUUAAUCCUUUUAUUUCAGUCUGGCCCUGCAGGCAGUAGUUUCAUUUCCUCUGCUCAUUCCUUUGCAGGUAAGUGCUGCGUGUGUUUUAUUAUUAAUUAUUUGGUCAUUCAUAUCUAAGCAGUUAGGACCCACCGUAAUUGGAGUACUUUGGCGCAGUGGUGGGCUGCAUACAUCUUGGCCAUUUAUAUAUGUCUAAAUCUCCAAUGUUUAUUACACAUAUUAGUACUUAGUUAUGUCUCCUCUUGUAUCUCUUGUCUUGUUUUAUUUUGUCUUCCCAGUUCAUGUACAGUCUUGUCCCGUCCAUGCCUUGUUCUGGCUUCCCUCAUGUCUUGUGUACAUGUUCUGGACUUUGCUUUCUGUCCUUCUUCGGUUCUGAGUUUGUCUAAUCUAGUCUUGUCUUAUUUGGUGCCUGUUCUACUCUUGCCUUGUCUCUAGUACUGGAUACAUAACUGCUGCAGAGCCUCCCUAUCCAAAUCCUGGGAGGUCUGCAUAUUUUCUCCUAGUUCCUGUGAUCCGCAGAAGCUGCAUCAGGGCCCUGUGGCUGCACAAACCCGGGUGCUCAACAAGAGGGGGCGUGUGGUUACCCUGCACCAGGCCCUGAUUGUCCAUUUGUUCUUUACGACUUGAUUUUUUUAAGGAUUUCAUUGAGGAGCAUCCUUUUAAAUACAAAAAAACUUCCCUUUUGAGGUAUUGAAUGUAUUCUAAAAUUAACUACGUAAUACGUAAUUAUCAAACACAUGAACUUGUACUUCUUUGCGACUAUGACAUAAUUUAUGGCAUGGAUCCCUUCCAUUUAUCUCCAUUUAUAUUGUCAGUCUAUGUGGUCCUUUUUGAUGAUGUGUACACACUUGAGACAUCAUGACCCUCUGUAACCAAUCACAACCCAGUAUAGGGUAUUUAUACUAGCCCGGCAGUUCUUACAUCCGGUACAUGUUCUUUACUGUUUCCUAUAGGUUUUGGUAUCUCCAUUUCUGACAAUCACAUAGGGUCCAACAUGAGCACAAAGAUGUGGAGUGUGCAGUAAUUGAUUUUCCCAGUAGGUAGUGUAGCUAGGCACCUGGACCCUGGACCUUCCCAUAGACCUUGGACUAAGAAAUUGGCAUAUUUAACAUUGCUUCUUACUCCCUAUAUUGAUAGCAGAUGGAGAUGAACUACACCUUGAAGAAGAGGAGUAAUGGCAAGUCAUAGUCACUUUAUGAUAUCCUGCUGUCAUGUGAAAGGUACUAAUCUGGUACAGAUGGUGCAUGUGAAGAACAUAUGAGAUUACUAUUUGUUAUGAUGUCUGAGCUGGGUGCAGUUGCAUAUCCGUCUAUAUUUUUUACAAAUUUUUUUAGAGAUGGUCAUGGCAGAAUUAUUAUAGGCACCUAAAAUACUUAUAAUAGAGAUCGUUCAAUAGAAGCAGGGGGAAUGGACGGGCAGGACAGUGAAUGACCCUGACACGGAAUAUGGAGCAGCGAUACAGCGGGCAACAACGUGCAUGAGAACACAUGUGGGGACAAGGGGUAAGGAGAACGGAUUGAGGGGAAGCCUCAGGGUUUACGACAUGAUAACCGUGUCUACCGCAGCUAUGACAUCUUAUACUAUGUUUUGAUCUAAAUUAAUUUUUCUUGUUACUGGAACUUGAGACACUAUUAACUAUGUAAAAAUGUGGCCUAUAUGAAACUGUCAAUUUAAUUGUUUUGCUGCCACAAUACAAAUAAAGAAUUAAAAAAAAUAUUUAUAGAAUUCUGGAAAACACAAAGCAGACUAACAUUUGAAAUUAUGACAACAGAAUGAAAUAAGCUGCAUCUCCAGUAUCCAAUCAAAAUAGCAGCACAUAUCAUAUUAAUAAGUAAUAUAUCGUUUCAAAUAUCUUCUAAAAAUAGUGUCUCCCUGGCUAAGUUAUUUCUUCUUAUUACAAGCCUAAAUUUACAGCCAUAUGACAGGCUUUUCCCCCAAAGAUCUCAUAAUUUACAAAAAUAUUUCCUUCCCUUUUAACUUAUAAUUAACACUGAUACGCAUGCAAAACUGGAAUCACAACCAUAAGGGAUCUCAUAUAAUUUCUACCAGAGAGAUCAUCCCAUGACAAUUGAUCAAAGUCCGCUGAAGGCUGUUCAGCUGUUUCACAUAUAACAUAAAUUUUAAAGAAUAACAGAACAGGUUUUAAUAGACCAUGUGUCACUUACUGAACCUUGAUAGGUCACCCCUACAGACAGUUACACAUUUCUUACUGUGCAUGCUUUAUCGUGUCUGAUGACUUUUAAUUAUAAAUAGUUGCUUGUACCAGUGGACGAUUCACCUUAAAGGUCGCAUGCUGGACUGCAAAUAACAGUGCCUUCAUUUUUUGUGUAGAAGACGAGAGCUAUAAUAAAUCUAUGGUUGAGAAAACUUUUGUAGACUCUCUUAAAUAAGUUGAAACAUAUCCUAUGAUAGUCCUUGUGAAUCAGAUAUAAGAUAAGGCCAGGGACUAAUGAAAGUAUUUAGAAAAUUUGGCAGACUAGAUGGACCGAAUGAUUCUUAUCUGCCGUCACAUACAAUGUUUCUAUGUUAUAAGCUGCUGAUUUAGGGACACCUAUGAAACAUACAUGUUUCAUGGCUGUCUUUUAACAAAUACAGUCCAGGAGUAAUGAUUUUUUUUCCACAGACAUCCCUAAAUCAAGCAUUCCUAUGGAUGUUCUUAUACUAAAAACCUACUAUGUUACUGGAUUCAUUUUCGCAUUAACUUCUGGUUUAAUCUAUUAAUCUAAUCUAUCCAUUACCCUGCGUUUAAAUAUCCAUUGGUUCCUGCUCAUUUGUACCUUAAAUCAGGUUCCCACCUGUUCCCAGGAAUAAGGUCGGCUUCUAGAUGUCAGCAAUAUAGACUGUGUCACAGAUGAUAAUCUAAGUGCUGCAGUCACAAACAUUCUACGGGUCCAACCGUGAAGACACAUGGUUGUAGAGUAGAAGCUCUGCUCUGUGGUUUACUAUAUCCCAUGUAAGUCCAUGUAAUCUAUGCUACCAGGCAUUCUGGACCAUUUGAUAGUUCCUCUAUCACAAGCAAGAAUUCGGAAAUCUGUCUUGUCCAUCUUCAUUUUAGGAAAUCUUUUUUUGGACCAAGCUCAAUCCACUGUUGACCUAUUGUGCUCACCUUGAAAUUUGAAGGAAAAUGCAUGUUAACUCUGCUGUUUUAAAGAAUAACUUGACUAGGCAUGGGCACUCCAUCUACUCCUGCGCCAGUGCAGUUGCAUGUUUAUGCACCAAUCUCUGGACCACCAUUAUGCUCCUUUUUGGAGAAUCGACUAACUGGACACAAGUCAAACUGCCAUCAUCUAAGACACAUAACCAACAGGGACAGUUUGCAAAGUUAGUUUCCAAAAUUACCACCAUAUUGUGCCCUAAGCACAACUUGUUGUCCCCCUCCUUCUCUCCCCCCCAAACUUACUCUCCCUAAUUCCACCCUCUAAUCUCUGUUUUUCUUCUGACAAUGUGUACAAAGCCAUCCAAGGUAAAGAGUGUAAGGACGUGUAGCCCAGAACCUGCCGCCUAUCAUUGCCAUUCACGGUUCGAUAGCUUGGUAUGGGCAAUGCAGAAAUGAUACUUCCACAUUAUUUAAGUUGCAGCUAAUGGGACAGACAUUGGGUGCUUCAAAGAAGAUUUGACAACAGAUAAGGGGAUGAUACCAACUGACUUUGUGCCCCAUAACCACUACACAACUGUUAAAAGCUAUGGUGCUUAGAGAUUUCCUUCAAGGGGUCCUUUGCUAGUUAUUGUCAACUAUGCAUUUUCAUUAUUUCUCUGUCAAGUUAUCUGUCAGAUUCAAGACUAAUUUACAUUAUGCUUCUCCUGUCUUCAUCUUGUGCCAUUUUUAUAAAUACACAGUGCUUAAUUGUGCUCCUUUAAACAGGGGCAAUCGUCUGGAUCAUUCUGAAUUCAAUUCAAGUUUUGGAUCAUUCAAGUUUUGAGAUAAUUAAAGUCCCAGUAUAAGCAUUAACAACCUUUUGGCAGUUUUAGACAACCUUGGUUUAUUAAUGAAUGUUCCAGUGUAGAAUACAGUCACCUCUAGUGAUAUAAAUUAUUAUUUUUAUUCAUUGUUCUUCUCUUGCACCUGGUGAAUUAUGUGUGAUAAACAAUUGUUCCGUGUGCCCCUAUUAUUCAUUCUGCUUUUGUUUUAUGGCUUUAUGAUGCAAUAUUAACUGCUUAUUAGAUAACGUUCUGUUCUAUCCACACUGUUACCAGAGAAACUAUUAAACACUACACACCACACAGAAUAUAAUCACUACAAACAAUCCCUGAAAUUUUCUUAAGUGUUUUCACUGAAGCAAGUUUAGUUUUAUUCUAAUAGGGCAUACUAAUCUACACACUAGUGUUCCCACAACUAAACCAUAAUACCCCCAAUAUUUGACACAAAUUUUGUAAUUUUGAGUGUAUUGGUAUAAUAUACCACCAACCCCCUCAACCCCCCCAAAAAAGAAAAAAUAUGUCUUAGUCAAUUAAGAAUGAUUAAAAUUAAUGAUGAAAAUAACCCCUACUGCCACUGUACAUUGAUAACAAUACAUAUUCAUUACUUUACUAUAAAUGGAAAGAGUAAAAAGGCAAAGAAGACUCUAGUUCCGAGAAAUUCCCAAGGCUUAAUUUUUUAAAUAUAUUUGUAAAUCUUCAUCAAACUAUUUUCUUUUUUUUGUGUUAUAACAUUCCAUUUCGACACGUCACCAUGUUAUGAAGAUCAUCAACCUUAUGAAAACUCUAUGGCUACAUCAACAACAACUUCCAAUCUUUAAACUAUAAUUUUAAAACAAAACAAAAUGAGACUCUAUGGUAUGUAGAGUCCUCUUGCUCACAUAACACUGACAUGACAAGAUUGACAAUAUUAGGUUGUUUGACAAGAUUAGUUUGCUUGUUGAUUGUUGAUUGGUAAACAUGUGCACCGCGGGAAAGAAAACGUUCUAAGCAAACGACUUUUGCCAAAAUAAUUUUUUUUUCAAAAUGGCCGAAUUUCAGCCAUAUGGUGUUUUGGCUUGGCCAAAUUUCGUUAACAAAGAAAGAUUCAACUAAACAAGUUAGACGAACCAUGAGGAUCAAAAACAGGGCAAUUGGGGUACUUCAAAAAUAUAUAUAUAUAAUAUGAAUAUAAUGUAUUGACUAAAGAGCAAAAUGUUAAUUGUCUUGAAUUGACAGCCUAAUUACAAAAUUUAGGACAAUAUGCGCGGCAUGUGGCUGUUCUCCAUUUCUCAUAUAGUUUUCAAUUCCAUUGAAUACUCGCUAAUAUUUUUUCUGUAAUGAAAAAAACACCAAGACAAACUAUUAAGUAUUGUAGUAAUUUUGUUAUUUCAGUAACAUUAUUUUGCAUACAAUCAUUUAUUAAACAAGUAGAUUUAAAUGCAAAAGAAAUAUAUACAGAACUUAGUGGCAAGGUGAUCACAGUCAACACACCGGUUAAAACAGUGGAGCACUUAAUUAUGUGCAAAACAUAUACACUUACCCCUUACUUAUAUAUUUAAAUGUUUGCUAAAUUACUGCUGUUGAUUUCCAUAUAUUGCAUAGUUAAACAAUGUUUAUGUCUUUGAAUAAUGUGAGUUUAUUAGUAGACUAGCAUAUAAAAGAAAUAGGACACUCUUGGGUCAUACUUUUUACUGGUGAAAAUUUAUACUGCUUCACGCAUAAACAGAUUAGGGCAUUAAAGAAUGCUAGCAUCGAUAUUUCAUUCCCGUACGGAACUUUUAUCAAGACUUAUACUGAAUGGAGCAGUGUAAGUUUUCAACACUUAAGACCCAAGAGUGCAAUCUAUCCUGUUAAUAUAUUGUUCAGGCAAAGUUAGCAUCAGGACGUUAAAGACAUUUGAGGAAAAAAGAGGGUGCAAGGCCCGUGGACAUUCAAAAUAUGCACGUAUAGGCGUUGAAUGCAAACUUAUAAAAUAAGCAUUAUAUUAUGUACGUUGCAGAUGUAUGCAUGUCAAAAACACGUCUGUGUUCCAAGGCAUUGUGUAUACACCUUCUUUAUCCAGGACAGGUCCCAAAAGGAUUAAAAAAAAGCUGAAAUGAAACACAUCCAAUUGGUUUUACUAUUGUGAUUUACAAUGAGCUUGUUGUAAUCCCCAUCAUUUCUAUAAAAUUGCUUUGUUUCAGAUAUUGCUUAAGUCCUGGCAAAGAUGCAUGGGAAAUGCACGCAGACAUAUAUAUUAUAUAAAUUGAAGAUUCUCUACUUUCAGAACUCGCUGAAUCUUGACAUUUUCUUGGGAAAUAAAACCAUGUCUGCAUGUAGGUUAACAAGCAAAGGGCUAAGAUCUGAUAUAAAUAUGGUAAAGAAAUUAGCACAGCAAAGUCAGAAUUGUACUUACAAAAUUGCUGAAAUGUAGCAUAGUGAAUGUUUAGCACAGGUGUCUUUAAUUUAUGCCUCUAACUCUGAGUGCGAUCCAAAGGGAAAACAUUAUAUUUUACAUGUAUUAUUCUGUCCUGUUUUAACUAGAUUGGGCAAAAUGGCGCUUUCCACCCUGGGGUAAAUGGUUCAAGGUAUUGCUUGUGCUUGCUAAAAUAUUCUCAUUAUCAGAACUAGUUGUUAUAAUAUUUUCAACUUCAACAGUAAUACACCAGCUGUGAAUCUGAAGAUAUAGAAGAUUUAGCUGACUUUAAAGGAACACUUUGAGCAUUAUAACAACUUCAUAAGAAUAAAGUUGUUAUUGUGCCAGGAGGUCACUUCAUGAACAGUUUAACCACAAAGUCUCUAAUCCAGUUAAUCCAAUAAAUUCUGCCACUGUUCUACGACUUCUCUCCAAUUCUUGAAAGAGGAAGCCUUGGACAGCCUUGAACAGGAGUUCCGCUGAUUGUUUGUGUUUGGAGCUACUGAUUGGCUUAGCGCAUCAGCACACUCUCAGCCAAACUUUGGCACCACUGCCCGAGGCUGUUUGAUGCUUCCUCUUUCAAGAAUCUCAAAGACGUGGAAGGACGGGGCUGAGCUAAAUGGUGCAGGAUUGAAGACUUUGGAGUUACGCUGUUAGUCAACAGUUUAAUCCCUAGUAAGUCAGCUCCAGGGACCUACUGACUCCAUAACAUCCUCAUUCUGAUUAAGUUCUUAUGGUGCGACAAAUGUUCCUUUAAUUCUACCAAUGUCUUAUAUCCUGAACGCUAUUUUUUUUCAAUGCAUUCUACAAUGUUGUGGCCCAUUUAAAAUGAAUAUUCCGUUACCUUAUGCAAACAUAUUUCUGCACUAUAAUUAGUAGUAUUACUCCACAAAGGUAAUCUCUUUCAGGUAAAAAAAAAUCUAAUCAUCAAAGCAACUCAAAAAAAAAUUUCUAUUCAAGAAUACAAGUUACAGGGUUUUCAUUUAAACCAGGUGGAGCUAUAUUUCCUGGCUUAUAAAUCACAAAGGCUUCUCAUCUCUAGAUACAUUUAUUUGUACUAGUUCUACCUUCUACACAUUCUAUUGCCAUCGAUGUAAAAUAAUCCCUUGGAUUAUCUAUACAAUCCAUUAUGGAUUACCAAUCCAAUAUAAUUUAUUAUGAAUAUUAUGGACGAUCUAUUUAUUGAUACAAGUCAGGAUUGAUGGUUGGGCUUAAUGGAGAGUCAAUACAGAGGUGUAAUGUUAAAAACUAGAAGUAGUAUAAUGGCUACAAGACAAGUCAAGGCCAAGUAAUAGAAAGAUCAGGGUAACAAAAUUACGAGCCGGGGUUAAGGAACAGAGAGAUCAGAAUAAUCCAGGUAAAAAAAUUAGAAAAGAGAAAAGUACAUUGUGCUAUUACACCUACAACCCCGCCUACCCCCCACAAAAUUAAAGAUUCAGAAAAGGGCACCCCAUUCAUGAGCUGCGAAGAACAUGGUUUCCUUAACAUCAGUAAAAUAAUAACAAAGGUAUGAACUCCCAGAGAUGAUCUUUUAAAUCCAAAAGGAUUUAUUAUCCCCCGUAGGAUAUUAAAGCCAAAACGUUACAAAACCACCACAAGCAAUGAGAAGUGCAUAUCCAUGAUACAGAUUAAACAAAUCAUAGCUACAAAAAGUUACGUAUAAACAUAUACUGGUAGAAGACAAUUUUAGAAAAAAAAACAUGAAUCUGCAUAGAUGAUAUGAGCAGAAAGAAUGUAUUGCUGAAUUAUCUCUCUGGUUUUGUAGUGUUCUCCAUGUGUGGUAAGUGCUGUACCUGUAUUGUAAAUAUUCCAUAUUUUAGAUACCACAAUCACUCUUUAUAUAUUCUCCUGGUAAACAAUUGCGAAACGAGUAGUAACAUACCCCGACAUUCCAGAUUUACUACCUGCAUUUUAGAUACACUGUGGUACAACACGUUUGUUUCAUAAGGGCUUAGAUUGAAAGAUAUUGCAAGUCAUUAUGUCAGCAAAUUAGACGUACAUGCGAGAGAUAACUUUUGGUGAGAGGAAGUUUUUUUUUGCAGAUACUGAGUUAGAACAGAUAACUUAAAAUUAAAAAUUAUUACUCCAACGUAAAAAGAGUACUCAUAGGCUUCAAAAUAAACAAAAGUGAAGAUUUAUUUUCAGCAGAUGUGCCUUUGCAUGUAAUCAAUGUUUCAGUCCAACUACCUUGACAUAUGAAGGAAAGCUUGGUAAUGGGACUGAAAUGGUGAAUGUAUGUAGGGCACAACUGUAAAAAUGUUUAUUUUGAAGUCCUGUGGGUGUGCUCUUCACUUUAAAUAUGUUAUUGUGCUGGAGUAUGCACCUAGCAACAAGACUGGGCCAAUAUCUGCUCAUUACAUAUGUUACAUAUUAAUGACAUUUCUCUGUGUAUUAUGCAUAUAUAAAUGUACAUUAAUAUGUGUAAAUAUAAUAGGCAUAAUUCUAUAUAUAUAUAUAUAUAUAUAUAUAUAUAUAUAUAUAUAUAUAACUAAUACACACAUUAAUAUACAUGUCAUAUACCAGUGGCGGAUCCAGAGCCUGAUCCCGGGAGGGGCACUUGUAGAUUAUUUAAAGAAAUAUUCCAUGCACAAUAACCACUACUCCUCUGUGUAGUGGUUAUGGUGCCAAGAGUGUCAGCACCCCCUCCCAGAGUAAGUAGUCAAACCGUUUAAGAACAGUUUGACAACUUACCUGGAGUCUGCUGGGAUAUGGGGCUGUAGUAGGGUAUAGGAGCAGUGGUGCAAUGUGUGGGGGGUGUAGUGUGUGAAUGUGUAGCGUGUCUGGGGCAGUGUGUGUAUGGGGGGCAGUGUGUGAAUGUGUAUGGUGUGUGUGGGGGCAGUGUGUGAAUGUGUAUAGUGUGUGUGUGGGGGCAGUGUGUGUAUGGGGCUAGAGUUCACUCUCAGUACUGCGACCACCAGGAAUCCCUGGUGGUUGCAGUGGUGAGAGUGAACUCUAGCCCGUAGCUCCAGGGCUAGAGUUCACCCUCGUGAGAGCCGGAGUGUUGCCGUGGUAACUGCGGCAACGCUCUGUGCUCGCGCGAGAAUGACCCAGUGGACCUGCAGGUUGAGCUCCCGGGUCCUCUCUUCCUCCCUCCCCUGCCGGCUGCCCACACAGUGCCUGCGGAAUGGGGAGGAGAUCGGCCAGCAGGGAGAAGCCCCGUUGCCCCCCAUCCACCAGUGAUAUAUACAGCCCCUAUGUGUGUCUCUUUUUAUCUUCAGCCCCUCUGUGUGCCUUUUUGUCUCCCCCCAGUCACUCU
Messenger RNA from Pelobates cultripes (western spadefoot toad), 16372 nucleotides. The record is from the annotation of a GenBank genome assembly. NCBI's taxonomy places the organism in Eukaryota, Metazoa, Chordata, Amphibia, Anura, Pelobatidae.